This is a messenger RNA of Colossoma macropomum (tambaqui), 2499 nucleotides long. It is a transcript of the gene pdxkb, whose product is annotated as pyridoxal (pyridoxine, vitamin B6) kinase b. NCBI's taxonomy places the organism in Eukaryota, Metazoa, Chordata, Actinopteri, Characiformes, Serrasalmidae. The transcript has 11 exons. The record is from RefSeq and is a predicted model, not a curated record. Gene Ontology annotation, molecular function: pyridoxal kinase activity. The coding region runs from base 1 to 1092 and encodes 363 amino acids. Gene Ontology annotation, biological process: pyridoxal 5'-phosphate salvage. Gene Ontology annotation, cellular component: cytosol.
AUGUUGCACGUCCUUCAGUUCGGCGCGUGGCUCCUCAAACUGCCAUCGCGGAUUCCGGUGUGGAAGCAGCAGCAGACGGAACCGGCCGCCUGCCCUCGUGCCGCGGGAUCGCGCUGCUCCUCACGCGCCGCCUGCGCGGACAGCACCGACAACUUCGUGCGCGAGACGGAGAUGGAGUGCCGAGUGCUGUCCAUCCAGAGUCACGUAGUGAGGGGCUACGUGGGCAACAAAUCAGCCUCGUUCCCACUGCAGGUGAUGGGCUUUGAAGUGGACUCCAUCAACUCAGUACAGUUCUCCAAUCAUACAGGUUACGCGCACUGGAAGGGUCAGGUGCUGACGGCUGAUGAGCUCCAUGUGCUGUAUGAGGGAAUCAAGCUCAACAACGUCAACCACUAUGACUACGUCCUCACAGGUUACACCAGAGACACGUCUUUCCUUGAGAUGGUGGUGGACAUUGUACAAGAGCUGAAGAGGGCCAAUCCUAAUCUUGUGUACGUGUGUGACCCUGUGCUGGGCGAUCAUGGUUCAAUGUAUGUGCCUCAGAAUCUGUAUCCCGUCUAUAAGGAUAAAGUUGUACCAGUAGCAGACAUCAUCACCCCAAACCAGUUUGAGGCAGAGCUCUUGACGGGGAAAAAUAUCAGCACAGAAAAAGACGCAGUAGAGGUGAUGGAUCUACUCCAUAACAUGGGUCCAGACACAGUGGUCAUCACCAGCUCUGAUCUGCCCCCUCGCCUUGGAGACCGCUUCCUUGUGUCCCUCGGCAGCCAACGCAUUGUGAUGCCGGAUGGUACAAGCACAACCCAGCGGAUCCGAAUAGAGGUGCCCAAAGUAGACGCUGUGUUUGUGGGGACAGGUGACCUGUUUGCUGCCAUGCUGUUGGCCUGGACCCACCAUUACCCCACAGACCUGAAGACGGCGUGUGAGAAGACUUUCUCAGUCAUGCAUCACGUCAUUCAGAGGACCAUUUCCUAUGCCCAUGAGAUGGCAGGUCCUGGCAGAAGACCCAGCCCGGCUCAGCUGGAGUUACGAAUGGUUCAGAGCAAAGCGGACAUCGAGGAUCCAGCGAUCGUCAUGGAGGCCACUGUUCUAUAGAAACUCCACACACAUACACACGCACACACACACGCCCCUCCCUCUGCCCUCCGCCACAAUCGCACAAUGUAUAGAUGUUGUACAUUUUUUUUGGAUCUGUAAUGUGACAUUGCCUUAGAAAUCUCAAAACAGAGCACAACAUUUCAUUGGGAGGGAGGAAUAGCAGGGUACGGCAGUAGAGCGAGAGAAGGACGAGGAGGAGAGAACGCUGUGAUGAAAGAGAGGGAAGAGAGGUUUUUAAAAAAAACAUCUCUCUUUCUCUCUCUGGUACUUUUUCUCUCCAUCCACCUCUCCUUCUUUGCACUCAAACCCCUGUUUGUCCUGCACAUUGAACUCAAAGUCAAUGGAAUGGCCCAGGCAGAAGCAAUCAAACGCCUGUUUAUUUAAAUCCAGAGAAACUGCCAAUGCUGAAACAGGAGCCACUAAAAAAAGAGAAGUGAGGUCACUUAUUGGCAGAAGCUUAAGCCAAUAGUAUAAUUCCUGAAGGUUUAUGUUCCAGUUAAAAAUGGAAUAAAGUAGCUGAGAACCUUUCUUUAUGGUCAUAAUGUUAAUAUAUGGGUUUGACGAACCAGCUUGAAGAUUUACAGGAGCGAGUUUUUAAGAUGUUGAUGAGCUUAUCUUUGUGUGAAGGAAUCCAGCUUACGAUAUCUGUAUGUCUGAUUGUCUUACAUGGAUGUCUGGAUGUUUUCUGUGUCUUUUGCACACAAAAAAACAGAUUCACUUUGCUGCGUUGGCUGCUGCAAGAAUACAUAUUUUGUUGAUUUAUUUUUUUUGUCAUUGUCACGUCAUUUAAACCAUGUUUUUUAUUUCUCAUUUUCCUUUGAGUGUUUGAAAUGCGAGACUUCUGGCAUUUCAUUGUAUUAUCUUUAAAAUACGUCUUAAAUGUCAUUGCCACGGUCAUCUAAUUUCACUUUUAAAGAUUGUAUUUUACAAAGAUAGUAUAUUGUCUGUAAAUACUAAAUCUAGGUGUUUGCUCUAACAGUAUUUUACCUUUUUUAUUUUUAAUAAAUUUUCAUAUCAUAAUAGAGGAUGCUUUAAAGGAAUAGUUUGGCAAACAAUCUAAUUUACACAGUUCUUCCCUUACCGCAAAUGUAGUUGUUGAAGACAUGUUUGGUGCCUGAACUUUCUUAAUUUAGGCUCAUAGAGAGUCAGAAACCACAUAAGCAAGCCUGUAUAAGAUUACUUAAUACAAUUUGAGGCAAGCCUGUGGUUUUGUACAACGCUAAUUAAAGAAGUAGAAAUGCUCUAAAACUAAAGCAAACUGCAGACACCAAAUGUGUUGAUUGGACUACAUUUAAUGUAAGAAAUUUGUGAAAAUUUGAUUUUAUAAACUAUUUUAAAAGGAAAUUCCACUGAUUUUUCAAAGUGUAUGUUUAAAUCAGUGGUUAAGAUGUAAAUAGUCAUUCA